Molecule: messenger RNA, 3168 nt
Organism: Lampris incognitus (smalleye Pacific opah)
Lineage: Eukaryota; Metazoa; Chordata; Actinopteri; Lampriformes; Lampridae
Gene: vaspb
Product: vasodilator stimulated phosphoprotein b
Exons: 14
Coding region: 511-1737 (408 amino acids)
Biological process (GO): actin polymerization or depolymerization; axon guidance; protein homotetramerization
Cellular component (GO): cytoskeleton
Molecular function (GO): SH3 domain binding; profilin binding; actin binding
Source: RefSeq, a predicted model, not a curated record
CUCGGCUCAGCCGCGGUGCCGGGACAGACCAGCCUGCUGCGAAGCUGGAUAUGCUGAGGCACAGACUCCGGUGGCUCCAUCACACAGCCUCGCAAGCGCCGGGAGGAGAGGAAAAAAGAGAAUCUGGCGCACAUUUUCGGCAUUGUGUCGUAAACCGCUGCCAAGUGGGGGAAAAACAACAAAAAGAAAAAGUUGUACAUUUGUCGCUGUGCUGAUCGUUCCUUGAGCCCGGUGCUUCCGUGUGUCGGCGGGGAGUGAUUGGAGUUGACAAGCCUGUCCCCCCCCUCUCAUCCACCACCUCCCGCUCCCUCUCAACAACCAGGAAAUCGUCGAGGUGUGCUCCUUUUAUUCUGCUGGCGGCUGCCGCUUGGCGGGUGUAAAUGAGUAUCGCCGAUUUGUUUGGUCGGUUUUUAAAAAAAAUAUUUCAUUAGUUUGCUUUUAAAUACCGAAUUUCGCGUCUGAAGUCAUCCAAACCGCACACAAGGAGAGGAUCUCCGCUCUCGCCGAACAAUGAGUGAGUCCAGUAUCUGCCAGGCUCGGGCGACUGUGAUGAUCUAUGAUGAUGGCAAUAAGAAGUGGCUGCCGGCGGGCACUGGACCCCAGACCUUCAGCAGAGUCCAGAUCUACCACAACCCUUCCAACAAUGCCUUCAGAGUAGUAGGACGCAAGAUGCAGACAGACCAGCAGGUGGUGAUAAACUGUCCAAUUGUUAAAGGCUUGAAGUAUAAUCAGGCCACUCCCAACUUCCACCAGUGGCGGGACGCUCGGCAGGUGUGGGGGCUGAACUUUGGAAGUAAGGAGGAUGCUGCUUUAUUCGCCAAUGGCAUGUUGCACGCACUGGAGGUGCUCAACUCCAUGGCAGAUGCAGGUUAUGCCACCCUCCCCCGCCCUGUGUCCAAUGGACCAUCCCCGGAGGAGCUAGAACAACAAAGGAGAUUGGAGCAGCAGAGACUGGAACAACAGGAGAGAGAGCGACAGGAGAGAGAGAGGCUGGAGCGGGAUAGACAACCCACUGCAGUUCCCAUUCCCCCAGCACCACCAUUGGCCUCAGGAGGACCCCCACCCCCCCCAGCUCCUCCUCCACCGCCUGCUCCAGCUCCUCCAGCUGCUGGAAUCCCUCCCCCUCCUGCACCUCCUCCCUCAGGACCCCCACCUGCCCCACCUCUGCCCUCUGAGGGAGGAAUUGGUGGUGGUGGUGGUGGUGGAGGAGGUGGGGGUCUGGCAGCUGCCCUGGCAGGGGCUAAGCUCCGUAAAGUGUCCAAGCAGGAGGAAGGAGGCACUGCAGCCCCAGCAGGCAGAGCUGAUGUCAGCCGCAGCAGUAAUUCCUCCAUUGGAGGAGGGGGAGGUGGUGGGGGAGGAUUAAUGGGUGAGAUGAGCGCCAUCCUUGCACGGAGGAGAAAAGCAGCAGAUACUGGGGAGAAGGCACUUGCGAGGCCACAAGAUAAUGAGGAUUCAGAGACCCAAGGCCAAAGUGACACUAUUAGAAGACCUUGGGAGAAGUCAUCUACUAUAACCAGGAAUAACACCAUCCCCAAGAGCAUGGACUCCACUUCCUCAUUGUCCCAAGGUUCCAGGAUGAAACCUGGGGGUGGCAGUAAUGAUACAGGUGGAAGCGAUGACACUGAUUUGGAGAAAAUGAAACAGGAAAUUCUAGAGGAGGUGCGGAAAGAGCUUCAAAAAGUAAAAGAGGAAAUAAUCGGAGCCUUUAUUCAGGAGCUGCAAAAAAGAAGCACAUAGUUGUACUGAGUAUCAGCAAAUUGGAGGGAUGAGAUGGAUGGAGGAAGUUAUGGCCCACCAUGUGGCCCCUCCUCUGCUGCCCCCUCUUGCAUAGCCCAGGGAUUUUUCUCUCUCCAUCACGCAUUCUCUUACUCUCUCUCUUACACAUACAUAAAUAAGCAUACUUGCUUAUGUGCACACCCUACAUAUUCCCUUCAUGUAAACGGUAACCCAGGGAACCUGUUCACAUUGCCAUCCAGGACUUAAUUCACUACCACCACUGUGAUGCUACCAGUGGUGAGCCCAAUUCAUCCCUGUCCGUUAAUCUAAUCCCUUCAUCAAUUCUGAUUGUUCCUUCCAUGAGAACCACUUCAGAGCAUCAUCCCCCAUUAUCCUUUCCUCCUCAUAUACAUUUUGGCCUCACUUCCUCUCCCAGCUGUUGUCAGGAACACCAGUUAAUGUCAGGGUGGUUUUCAGUAUUCAGGGACAUUAUACUAUUCACAUUUUUACUGUAAUAGCAAGAUUGUGCAUGCAGGGUUUUGUCAACAAUCCUUUCUAUUUAGCUCUCUCUCACACUUGGCACAUCAUUCAACAUUAAGCAUUGCCUUCACAGAGAGUUUAGGUUAUACAAUCCAUGGUAGAAAAUUAUCUCUCUGUUCACCUUAAUCAUGAUUAGAGAUGAAAGGACAGAACAUGACCAUGAAUCUAUGACCUCAGGGUGGGGAACUACCACUCCCAAGUACUGUCUGACCUUUGGCAAACAGCAAGGGAUCAGAGUGCCCCUCUGCAUCUUAUCCAAGUGGAUGUACAGCUGCCAAGGACACAACAGCACAGCUUAAGCCUUCCAUGCUGAGAGAUAGAGAAAUACCGAUGGAAGAAGAGACAAGCUAAGGGAAUGUGACGGACAACCUGAGUGUUGUGAAAGAGAAAUGUGUUGUAGUUUUAUGGAUAGUGUGAGAAAUUAUUCUCUUGCAUUGCACUUGUUCCAGAAAAAGUGUGCAUUCAUGUACCACACUGUAUCGAAACACUCUCCCUCUCAUUAAGAAUGAGAUAUUUGUUGGCCAGUGCAGUGGUCCUAUUAUGUGCUUCUUGGUUGUUUUUUUUUCUCUUCCAUUCUAGGUUUGUUUUGAAACAUGAAAAUGGCCAUGACAAGGUCAAUUAAUUUGGCCAUGACCAACUGCCUUGAGAAUAAAUAUAUAAAUAUAUAUAUGAGGAAAAUAUAUAUAUUUGUUUUGAGGGAAAAUGUUAGCAAAUUGAAAUGCUGUUUCUAUUUUAAUUGAGAUGACUGGUGAAUGGGGAUUUUUUUGAUUGUUUUCUUAUUAUGAAAUGUAUUUUGGGUUUACUGUUUCUUUUUUCUAAUAGAAUAUAGGCUUUUUACACUGAAAUAUAAAGAAAAAGCUUAGAGACACUGGACUAGAAAUGCCUUUAUAGUCAAAUACAGCUGCUUCUUGA